This is a messenger RNA of Ailuropoda melanoleuca (giant panda), 1495 nucleotides long. RefSeq names its product olfactory receptor 2AP1-like. Gene Ontology annotation, cellular component: membrane. Gene Ontology annotation, biological process: G protein-coupled receptor signaling pathway. The record is from RefSeq and is a predicted model, not a curated record. Gene Ontology annotation, molecular function: G protein-coupled receptor activity; olfactory receptor activity. NCBI's taxonomy places the organism in Eukaryota, Metazoa, Chordata, Mammalia, Carnivora, Ursidae.
GCCAAGUACUGACUAAUGCAUAUAUCUACAUUAAAUGGUGGUAGCAUUUAUUGAGCCCUUGCCAUGACCAAAGAACUAUUUGUCUAUACACAUAGGACGGCAUCUAACAACUUAGAGGAAAAUCAGAAUAGAUUAAGAAGGAAAAAAUAAAUGAAUGACAAAAACGGGGAAAGCAAUUGACAAUGUUCCUAUGAAGCAACACCUUUGUUAAUUACCAAGUAAAAUAAGAAAAUGAGUUAAUCACUACAUGUCAUUAUUAUUUUCUGUCUGAAUUUGCGUCUGAAGUUAAUGAUGGGAAACCGGACAUCGGUGAUAGAAUUCAUUCUUCUUGGACUGACAGAUGAUGCUGAUCUCCAAGCUCUGCUUUUCCUUUUUCUGCUGCUAACUAACGUCUUAAGCAUCCUGGGAAACGUGACCAUCAUCAUUCUGACCCUGCUGGAUUACCGCCUCCAGACGCCUAUGUAUUUCUUCCUCCGGAAUUUUUCUUUUUUGGAAAUAUCUUUUACCUCUGUCUUUGUUCCCAAAAUGCUGCUCAAUAUCGGAACUGGAGAUAAGACUAUCUCCUUUGCGGGGUGUUUCACUCAGUACUUUUUUGCCAUCCUGGGAGCCACUGAGUUUUAUCUUUUAGCUGCCAUGUCCUACGACCGCUACGCUGCCAUUUGUAAACCCCUCCAUUAUACAACUUUAAUGAGCAAGAGACUGUGCAUUCAACUUGUCCUGUGUUCCUGGUUCUCAGGAUUUUUGGUUGUCGUUGUGCCACAUACAAUGGCUCUCCAGCUGCCUUUCUGCGCAUCCAACGUCAUCAAUCAUGACUGCUGCGAUUAUACGGUACUGCUGCACCUGUCCUGAGACACAUGUUUCAUAGAAAUGAUGGAGCUCAUCUCUGUGGGAAUCACCCUCAGCUUCACCUUGGUGCUAGUGAUUCUUUCCUACAUGUACAUCAUCAGGACAAUUCUGAGAAUCCCCUCCGUUCAACAAAGAAAAAAAGCUUUUUCUACAUGCUUCUCUCACAUGAUUGUGGUCUCACUUUCUUAUGGAAGUUGUAUCUUUAUGUACAUAAAUCCUUCUGUUAAGGAUGCAGAAACUUUUAAUAAGGGAGUGGCUGUCCUAAAUACCUCAGUUGCCCCUCUGUUGAACCCUUUCAUCUAUACUCUAAGGAACAAGCAAGUGAAAAUAGCCUUCAAAGAUAUGGUCAGCAAGGUAACAAUGUUUUCCAGAAGGUGAAACUCACUGAGGUUCGUAAUAAUAAUAAACAACACGUAAAUGUUUGGAACAGUGUAGAUGUACAUUAUUAUAGCAUCCAAGUGUUUGUUAUUAUAUAUUGUCAAUAUUCCUAACUGAACGCCGAAACAGUAAAACUGCUUAUUUAAUGAAACCUAUUUUGCCAUCACUUUAUUUCUUAAAAUUUUACAGGCCUUGAGUGUGUAUAUAUGUGUGUGUGUCCUCUAACACUUUUGUGCUGCUUUUCCUUAUUUGUACCUCACUUUCAGGGAAA